Molecule: messenger RNA, 1666 nt
Organism: Erythranthe guttata (spotted monkey flower)
Lineage: Eukaryota; Viridiplantae; Streptophyta; Magnoliopsida; Lamiales; Phrymaceae
Product: UPF0496 protein 1
Source: RefSeq, a predicted model, not a curated record
UAUUAUUUAUUUAUUAUAUUUUAUAUACACGAAAGUCAAAUGUGUCAAAGUCAAUGAUCAAGAACACUAUCUGACCACUCAUCGGUCUGGUUCUUCUCUCUUCAUUAAUCCAAUUAAUCGCAUUUACACAUCAAACGAAAAUGGGUAGUCAAAUCAGCCGUAUUAGCAGAAGCAGCAGCACCAUCCGCCGCCGUCCCCCGUCGUCGGAGCCUCCCUCUCGAACCCUCUCCAACCCCAUCUCCAAAUCCGACGCCGCCGCGUCGAAAUCGUCGAACGCCGAUUUCAGCUCAUACGAAGCCGCCUGCCGCGCCGAUCCAGAUCUACGGAGCUUCGACUCGAGCCUCCAGCUCCGUACGACUCGAGCCAUCAACUCAAUAGCCGUCGGCCUCGAGGUCCGAUCUCUCUCCCUAGAUUCUCUCUCCGACGUGACGGAAUGCCUGCUCGAGAUGAAUUACGAAGUAGUCAAAAUCAUCCUCCAGAACAAAAUGGACGUUUGGAAGAACAAGGAGCUGUCCGAACUCGUCGACGACUACUUCGAGAACAGCCUCGCAACCCUAGAUUUCUGCACCGCCCUCGACGCGUGCCUCAAACGCGCCGGCCACAUCGAGUCCAUCAUCAACGUAGCCCUAAAAAAGUUCCACGAGGAACAUAACUCCGGCGGCGGCGACAAGGACUACUCCAGAACCCUCGACGAAUUGAAAAACUUCCAAACAACAGGCGAUCCAUUCACACACGAGUUCUUCAAGGUCUUCAAUUCCGUCUACUCGAAGCAGCUCUCGAUGCUCGAAAAACUGCAAGUGAAGAAACGAAAACUCGAUCGAAAAAUGGGAAAAGUCUCGGCUUGGAGGAAAGUAUCAAAUGUCAUAUUCAUAGUCGCCUUCGCGUCCGUCUUGAUAUGCUCGGUCGUGGCCGCCGCGGUCAGCGCUCCGGCGGUGGUGACAGCGCUGGCGGCAGCCGCCGCUGUCCCGCUAGGGUCGAUGGGGAAAUGGCUGAACUCGAUUUGGAAAAACUGCGAAAGGGAUUUAAGAGGGCAGAGAGAGAUAAUUAGCUCAAUGCAGAUAGGGAGUUACAUUGUGAUCAAAGAUUUGGACAACAUAAGAGUGCUAGUGGAUAAGUUUCGGAUCGAGAUCGAAGCUUUGUUGGCUAACGCCGAGUUUGCGGGGAGUGGGGAUGAGGUGGCGGUGGUUGUGGCGGUGGAGGAGAUUAAGAAGAAGGUGGAUAGUUUCGUGAAGACAAUACACGAUUUGAGCAAGCAUGCGAAUAAGUGUACUCAAGAAACGAGGAUGGCGAGGACUUUGAUCUUGAGGAAGAUUAUUAAUCAUCCUAGUGGAUCGAAUCAGGACAUUGGUAUGUUUUCGUGAUGAACGUGUAAAUAAAAAUAGUGGUCCGUUCGUGCGGACCAUUUCCGAGAAAUUGAAAUGAAUAUAGAUGAUUAUUUAUGUAUGUGAUAGAGGUUAUUACCUCUUUGUAUACAUUAUCUAUUUGUUUUAGUUAACAUUAAUAAUUGGUCAGAAAGAUUUGUUUUUUUUUUACUUGGAAGAUCGAGUAACUAGUAGUUUCUAAAUGGUGAAGAUAGCAAGUGAUGCGUGUCUUUCUGGGCAGGGCGACUGUUGGAUUUCGACGUGUCGCCUUCCAAAUUAUACUAAGAAAAACGGACUUGCAAUGA